AUGCCCACCGCCGUCGCCGUCGUCGCCGCGGCGAGCCCCACGCCGCGGGACAGCGGGCGCGGCCGCCCCCGCCGCCUGCGCCGCCGCAGGGACAGGAAGAGUAGGGCCGCGGGCGCCAAUGCGGGGGCCGGCGAGGAGAGCGCCCGCCCAGGCCCCGACCCCGCUCCCCAGGUGGAGGUGGAGUACGUGCCGGAGAAGCCCGACCUCGGCGCCGACGACCCCCUCCUCCUCGGCGCCUUCGCGGCCGUCUUCGAGAAAUUCGGCCUCACGGGCCCCGCCGCGGCCGCGCAGGCCGAGGAUUCCGGGCCCUCCUCUCCCCCCGCCGAGGCCAAGGAGAAUGCUGCUGCUGCCGAUGCUGAGCAGGAGGCCCCAAAGAAGGAGGAGGAGGAAGCAGUUGCCCUGUCGAAGAAGCAGAGGAAGCAGCUGCGGAGGGUGAAGAUUUCAGAGCUGAGGCAGAUGUGCAGCAGACCUGAUGUUGUUGAGGUCUGGGAUGGUAAUGCCCCGGAUCCGAAGUUGCUUGUAUGUCUCAAGUCCCGCAGGAACACCGUGCCUGUUCCAAGACACUGGUGCCAGAAACGAAAGUACUUGCAGGGAAAGAGGGGUUUUCAAAAACAACCGUUCCAGCUUCCUGACUUCAUUGCUGCAACUGGAAUUGAAAAAAUAAGACAGGCAUACGUUCAGAAGAUGAACAACAAGACACUGAAACAGAAGCAGCACAACCGUAUGCAGCCCAAGAGGGGAUAUAUGGAUAUGGAUUAUGAGGUUUUGCAUGAUGCAUUCUUUAAAUAUCAAACAAAACCCACAUUGACUAGUUAUGGUGAUCUGUAUUAUGAAGGGAAAGAGUUUGAGCCGAAGCUUAAGGUAAUGAAACCAGGUAUGCUGUCCCAGGAGCUUAAAAAAGCUCUUGGUAUGCCUGAUGGUGCCCCGCCCCCAUGGCUUACCAGGAUGCAGUUCUUUGGUCCUCCACCCUCUUAUCCUUAUCUGAAGAUCCCAGGUUUGGGUGAUGAACCUGAUGAGGAAGAACCUCUCAAUCGCACCAAACACUGGGGAGAUUUGGAUGAAGAAGAGGAUGAAGAGGAAGAAAAAGAGGAGGAACUAAUUAUUCAUGAGGAGAUAGAAGAAGGUGUUAGGUCUAUUGACACCGUCUCAAGUACUCUGGCUGGUGCGGAAGCACCUGAUGUUAUUGAGCUUCGGAAGCUGAGGAAGGAGUCAGAUAACCAGGCAGAAAGGCCAUUAUACCAGGUUCUUGAACAGAAAGAAGUAAGGAUCGCCCAUAGGGCGUUGUUCGCGUCAAGCCACGCAUAUGUUUCCCUGGCCAAACCUACCGAGUACGUGCUGCUUGGAGCGCAAGGUACACCGUCAUUAUCGGGCGGCAAUUUUGGUGAUGGACCUGGGGAGAUGGGAAAGCCGUCAAUUGACGAGGGAGAACCUAUUGAUCACAGCAAACACUGGGAAGAACUGGACGAAGAAGAAGAGGAAGAGGAGGAAUUGGAAGAUGGGAAAAUAGAAAAAGGCAUUCUAGAAGAGGAAGAGGUACUGGAAGAUGGGGGAAUAGAAGAAGACAUUCUUAAAGAGGAAGAGGAGGAGGAGGACCUGAAAGACGGGGAAGUAGAAGAACGCACUCUGGAAGAGUUGGAGGAGGAACUGGAGGAUGGGGAAAUAGUACAAAGUAUUCGGCAGGAGGAGGAGGAAGAGCUGGAAGAUGGGGAAAUAGUACAAGGUAUUCGGCAAGAGGAGGAGGAAGAGCUGGAAGAUGGGGAAAUAGUGGAAGGCAUUCGGCAAGAGGUAGAAGAGGAGCUGGAAGAUGGGGAAAUUGUGGAAGGCAUUCGGCAAGAGGAAGAAGAGGAGGGGGAACUGGAAGAGGGGGGAAUAGUAGAAGGCAUUCGAAAAGAGGAAAAGGAGGAGGACGAACUGGAGGAGGGGGAAAUAGUAGAAGGCAUCCGGUCUGGCCACACCAUCUCAAGCAGUACUCCAGCUGGUGUGGAAACGCCGGAUGUUAUCGACCUUCGGAAGUCGUGGAGGAAGGAGUGUGAGAGGCGGGCAGAAAGGCCAUUAUUAUACCAGGUUCUUGAACAGAAGGAAGAAAGAGUUGCCUCUGCCAGUGCGCUGUACUUGUCGAGCCACAGGUACGUGGUGGUGGGAGCGCAAGAUAAACCGUCAACAUCAUCAUCAUCAUCAUCAUCAUCAGGCCCUAAAAGUAAAAGGAAGCUGGAGAGGGUGGACGUCACGAUCCACCCUGACCAGCUCGACGCCGUAGAGGACGCCCUGGCCGCCAAGUACAGGGAGCUUUGGGGGGAGGAGAGCAAGGGCAAUGGCAAGGGGAAGAUGGGGAGGAAGCUGGUGGGCGGGGAAGGCAGCAGCUGGGUGUCGCCGCCGUCCUGGAAGACGGCGACAAAACGGAAGAAGGUGGACUUCAAGUUUUAGAAGAGGCCGCGAAUGGGAUGUAACUUUUUUGUGUGCACUGGAGGAGGUAGAUUAGCGUGUCUGCUGAUGAUGAUCUGAUGAACAGAAGAGCUCCCGGCCGUUGCACGGUGGUGGUGGAGUAGGGGUAGGAAUUCAGUUUCUGAUGGGCUAGCUGUCGGAGCCGGUGAAGAUGGCUGCUGUCUGUCGGAGUAAUUUUUGUGCACAAACGAGCUGGUAACUCACUGGAGGAGACAGAUCAGACAAGAUGACAUUCGCAAAAGAAAAAAAAAAGAUCACUGGACAAGAAGAGCAUGUGGCGGCCUG
This is a messenger RNA of Triticum aestivum (bread wheat), 2727 nucleotides long. Its product is annotated as splicing factor 3B subunit 2-like. Lineage: Eukaryota; Viridiplantae; Streptophyta; Magnoliopsida; Poales; Poaceae. The record is from RefSeq and is a predicted model, not a curated record. Gene Ontology annotation, cellular component: nucleus. Bases 1 to 2424 code for a protein of 807 amino acids. The transcript has 20 exons.